AUGAAGGGCAUCUGUCAUCUCUCGCAAAGAUGGCAUCAGCAGUUCUGCCGUUCUCCCAGCUUUCUGGGGCAUCAAGGCUGCCUUCAACAAUGGCAGUCCCUGCGCUACUACCGACAACCUCCCCGAACCUUUAAGCCCGUACCGAAACCAUCCCGCACUGCGCAUGAUGAUCUCGUUGUCAAUGAAUUCGAGCAAAUCGAAGGCGACCCGUCGACUCGAAGGAAGAUCAAUAAUCCAUUCGAGCAGGAGGCGAAAGAGGUCAGGAAGGAGAUCAAGCGGCUUGAGCGAGAAUCCGCUCUCCUGCGACAGGGACCAUUUUCCCGCAACAGCGAGCUGAUGCAGUCAGUACCCGAGGAUGAACGAGACGAAUUGUUGAGUGCUAUGGAGUCCGAUGGACUAGAACAGCCGGACCUGAACUUCGAUGAGCUAUUCUCAGAUGAAGAGUUCGACCUGGACAACAUCUCAGAGGAGUUUGAGGACAAGCCGAAGUUGCUCGCCGUGACACUCCGAAUCCCGGCAAAGCACAAAGCAUACGUCCGUCGUUUCAAUGCGGCACUCGCACAAUCGCAGAGUAACCCAGAUGAUCUUUCUGAGAAGCGCGCGCUUUGGGUCUGGUACCUGCGAUGCCAACAGAAGGUUCCAGGCUUCUCCAGCUUCAUCUCGGAGGACGUCUGGGAAUAUCUGUGGCAAUCUCAGAUGGAAUUGAACCCUCGAACACGACACAUUGUGGCUCUUGCAAGAGACAUGGAAUCAGCCGGCGUUGAGCUCGACGAUGAACAGCUGAUUGGCUACCUCGACGCAUUGCAUCGCACCGCCGACACUGCAACUGCAUUGAAGCUUUGGGAGAGUAGGAAAGAAUUGGCUGGGAAAAACGUUCUGUUCGACAGAAUUGGUGUGCAGCUGUAUGCAUCUGUGGGCAGACCGAGCAAAGCUCAAGAGAUCGCACUAGCUGGCUUCGCGAAGGCGGAUCUCGAUGCUGAGACCGUGGUGCAAGUCUUCUCGGCUUGGGCCAGCAGUCAGAAAUCCAACGCACCCUCCAAGCUCUGGACAUUCUAUCUUCAACUCAAGGAGCGAACUUCAUCAGAAACGCCUCCUGUUGAUCUACUUGGUCAAAUCACAUCGGUGCUCUUGAAAGCUGGUCGACAGGAGAUGGCCUUGGCGGUGUUUAAGGACAUGCUAGCAACCAGGCGAUGGAAGUCGUCCGAAUCCAUGCAGUUGUACCAGAAAAUCCUGGGCAAAAGUGACGCACCUACAGAAGACAACAUCAAUCGCAUCGGACUCACCGCUCUUCUUGCCCUACCUCAUGCAUUCAAGAACAAGUUUUUCUUCGGAGCCUGGAUCAAGUGGCUCCUGGGCGAGGGCAAGGUCGAUGACGCAGGACUUGUCGUGGAGCUGAUGCAAGAGAAGGGCAUCCGACCAGACGCCAGGCACCUGAACGGAAUUAUUGGUGCAUGGUUCCGUGAAGGAACUCCAGCUGCACGAGCCAAGGGCGAGCAGAUGGGUUGGGGGAUGAUCCACGCUCGAAUUCGUCAAGUUCAGCAGAGAGGGCGUACUCUGCUGGACGCAGAAGCAGAGGCGUUGAAAGAACAAGCAAUGGACACGAAGCGUCUACCGCGCUUUCUGCAGCGCGAUAUUCCGCCUGCAACCAUCGAGACCUUUUCUAUUCUGCUACAACGGUAUACGCGUCAGGCCGAUAUCUGGAAUGCCGAACAACUGACAGAGAUCAUGACCGGACCAGCUCAGAUCAAGCCAAACUCUUUCAUUCUCAACCACUGGCUGUACCUCUCACUUCGGGCGUCUGAUCUCGACGCUAUGUGGACAAGAUACAAGGCUGUGCGCGACGACAUACGUCCAGACCUGGCGACCUUCACCUGCCUUUGGGAUGGACAGCGUCGCAAUCUCAAUCAGUCGAAUCAUUCACCUUCUUACCCAACUCCACGACAGCUGUACAAGGAAAUGGCUACCUGGUACGACUCGCUCUCUGCGGUGAGAGAAGCCGAAGCUCAGACCCAAAUGACUCGCGAGCUCUACGAACAGAUCAUCCGCUGCUUCUGCCUUCAUAGUGAUUUACCCUGCACAUACCUCGCUCUGCAGCAUAUGCACAGAUCCUUUGGCAUUCUGCCUCACGACGAUAUCACCGGCAUGAUCGUCAUGCAAGUGGCCCGCAUGUUACCAGCCAAUACACCACUCGCAUCCCGACCACGGCGCGCCGCCCGGCGGAGAUCUGACGAGAUGUAUCGCGCAGCACUGAGCAACUUCGCCGGCUUGAUGAACGAAAUCCACAUGCAGAAGGCGUCGAGCGCCGUCUCACAAGGCAUUGAGGUGGAUCUUGAUGACACUGAGAGCACGGUCGCACAGACGAUCAGGCUGCAAUCCAUUCAGACGUUUGUAUGCUUGAUCAUGCUGAAGCAGGCCAAGCUGGGUAGUCAAGUGGACAAUGACCUGGUGGUUGCGGGUCGGGCGAUGGGGGUGGAGAUGGACAAGGACGAGGUCAAGCAGAGUCUGGAAGAAGCAGUGAGAGCGUAUGAAGACGGCGAGGCGGAAAGGUGA
Molecule: messenger RNA, 2550 nt
Organism: Cyphellophora europaea CBS 101466
Lineage: Eukaryota; Fungi; Ascomycota; Eurotiomycetes; Chaetothyriales; Cyphellophoraceae
Exons: 1
Coding region: 1-2550 (849 amino acids)
Molecular function (GO): protein binding
Source: RefSeq, a predicted model, not a curated record